AUGCGGAAUGGGUUGCGUGGGGAGGGGAGUGGAGAAAGGACCGCAAACAAAUGGCAUCAGACUAAUGUUGAUGGCAGAUGCUUGCUUGACAAUCCACUUAAUGAGCAAAACGCUUCGUCUACAUACAUUACAUCUGAUUAUGAUAACCACAAGUAUUACGUCACAAAGAUGAUAUUUCUUUGCAACCUGCAUUUAGUUAAUGAGUGCAACAAUCUGUGCGUACAGAUGUUGAAAGCCUCAACAGACCACACCGGAAGCAUCAUGGUGACGACAAAGAAGCGGCAGGACUUGCGCAUUCAGCUGCAGAAGCGAGCCAGGAGGAGGGCAGAAAAGAAAGUGGAGUACCUGGAAGAUGAUCGGAACUGGAAAGAGCACAGCAUAUUCACUAUACCUCGUUUAGUUCAGUCUAAGUGCAACAUCUUUUUAAUUUCUGAAAAAAUUAUUUUAAUUCAAAUCGUUUCUCCUGAUCGUAGUUUACUAAAAAAAAACAAGAGAAAAUAA
Molecule: messenger RNA, 501 nt
Organism: Helobdella robusta
Lineage: Eukaryota; Metazoa; Annelida; Clitellata; Rhynchobdellida; Glossiphoniidae
Exons: 5
Coding region: 1-501 (166 amino acids)
Source: RefSeq, a predicted model, not a curated record